Molossus molossus (Pallas's mastiff bat) is the source of this 1395-nucleotide messenger RNA. RefSeq names its product autophagy related 101 (gene ATG101). Bases 184 to 840 code for a protein of 218 amino acids. Gene Ontology annotation, biological process: autophagosome assembly; autophagy. The transcript has 4 exons. The record is from RefSeq and is a predicted model, not a curated record. Gene Ontology annotation, cellular component: phagophore assembly site. Lineage: Eukaryota; Metazoa; Chordata; Mammalia; Chiroptera; Molossidae.
GCCGCGGUGGUCUGGUGCCGGGGAGCGUGGUGGCGUGGCCCGCGGGUCCGGGCGCGGGUCCGGGGAGUCCUUCUCUUGCGCUCGGCGGACGGCGGACCUGCGGAGAUCCUACUUGGGCGUGAGGAGGAGGAGGAAGGGGAUGAUCAGAGCCUGAGUGACCCUGCUUCAGCCUAUCGCGUAAGGAUGAACUGUCGUUCGGAGGUGCUGGAGGUGUCCGUGGAGGGGCGGCAGGUGGAGGAGGCCAUGCUGGCUGUGCUGCACACGGUGCUCCUGCACCGCAGCACGGGCAAGUUCCACUACAAGAAGGAGGGCACCUACUCCAUCGGCACCGUGGGCACCCAGGAUGUCGAUUGUGACUUCAUCGAUUUCACCUACGUGCGAGUCUCCUCUGAGGAGCUGGACCGUGCCCUGCGCAAGGUUGUUGGGGAAUUCAAGGAUGCACUGCGCAACUCGGGUGGCGAUGGGCUGGGGCAGAUGUCCUUGGAGUUCUACCAGAAAAAGAAGUCUCGCUGGCCUUUCUCAGACGAGUGCAUCCCCUGGGAAGUGUGGACAGUCAAGGUGCAUGUGGUAGCCCUGGCCACAGAGCAGGAGCGGCAGAUCUGCCGGGAGAAGGUGGGUGAGAAGCUCUGUGAGAAGAUCAUCAACAUCGUGGAGGUGAUGAAUCGGCAUGAGUACCUGCCCAAGAUGCCCACGCAGUCCGAGGUGGACAACGUGUUUGACACUGGCUUGCGGGACGUGCAGCCCUACCUCUACAAGAUCUCCUUCCAGAUCACUGAUGCCCUGGGCACCUCAGUCACCACCACCAUGCGCAGGCUCCUCAAGGACACCCUUGCUCUCUAGGCUGUGCUGGGUGCCUCGGGUGCUCCUUGAUGGCUUGCAGACCUUGGCUUCUGGGGCUUGUACUGUUAGCCCCUUGGGGCUCUGGAACCUGCUCUGGGUCCUUGGUAAGACUUGGAAGGGCCAUUCCCUGGCUUGCUUGAUGGGUGGCUGCCAGCGUCUGGUCAGCUUCGUAACCUUCUCCGACGGUCAAGUCACCACCUCUCCGGAGGGCCCCCUCCUUGUCCACUGUACAGAAGUGCCAUCACUAGGAUGGUGAAUAAAGUUGAGAAUGUGCAUUGGGGUUGAGCCAUCUCUCCCUCGCUUUGUGUUCUGCCCUGAAACAUUAACACUUUCUGUCAGACUUGUGAGGACACGUGUGUGUUGAGGGCAUUAUUCCAAGAUGGGGGCAAUGGGUGGAUAGGGCUGCAGAUGGAUUAAAGCAGGCCAGUUUGGUACUUUGUUGGACAUUCUCAUAAAGUCACACCUACCUGGGUGUGACCAUGGUCAGUCCCUUGAAUGAGGACACAGAUCAGGACCUAUUGCUUUUAUUUAUUUAAAUUUAUUUUUUGAUUUUAG